AUGUCUCUGGACGCCGAAACUGCCGAAAAGGCACUCAGAGCUCCUGCAUCGCUCCUUACCAUCAAACACAAGCCAUGGGAUGGCCACCAACCGAGGACGCUCAAGCGAGUGCCCCACAGCGAAGGUACGUCUGCUUGGACUUCAGACGUGGAAUAUAAUAGUAACCGUUUGUUGGCACAAGUGAACGCGACGCCGUUCAAGCUGCGGGCAAUGAACGUUGUAAGCGACGAGACCGGCGUGGCAGAUACUGCCGUCAAGAAAUACAUCCGGGCCGAGUUCACGAACAAGAUCUUCCGCGACUAUGACUUGGUCGACAUGAUACGUGCCGUCCUCAGAUUCUCGCCUGAAGAUCUCCCCGAUCAGCCAGUCUCCACGUCCAGGCGCGGAAGACCGCGGAAGUUCACCCUUCCGUACGCCGAUGUUCUGAAAUACUGUGAUACGACAGAGAAAGACAGCUACGCGCCAUUCUCCAGGAUCGUCCAGUCGCUGAUGGACCAAUUGUUCGGUAAAGGACACAAUGCCGUCGGCCACCAGGCGACGCCGACGCCGAGCGCGGCUAGGCGGAUAUAUCGAACGCGAAAUGCAAAUCGGAAUAGGGUCAAUGUACGGAGCAUGGAUGCAGCGAUGACGCCGAUGAAAGAACAGAUUGCGGAUGGAGACUAUGCACGACUGCGGCCCGACAUGGGAUGCAGUGCGAAGCAGGGGCGGCAAGGAUGGGAGUGGUUGCUUGCGUGCGGUGAAGUGAAGAAGCAGCGGUUCGACGCGCCGGACGAAGAGAGUUUGACGUUCACGGUGCAGGCGUUGAAACAGGCAGCAGCUCGAAAAGGAGUGGUGGGCCAAAAGCGCAAGAGGGCUUCGCAAGAGUACGCUAUUGGCGAAGGCCCGCUCAGGCAUAUUCGCCGCAAGGUCCGACCAAGGAGAUCGAAGGCUACAGACCGAGAUGGCGAUGAGAGCGACAACGACGAGCAGAACGUGGUGAAUGACAUUGCAAGUGAUUCAGCCGAGCAGAACGAUAAUGCGACAAUCUCGUGCCUGCCGAUGUGGUUGAAUGACAACGAAGUGCAAACAGCCAAGUAUAUCAACGAGCUCAUGUCUCAUGGUGUCCGGUCGUAUGGCAUAGGGUAUCUGCUGAUCAAUACAUCCAUGACGCUCUGGUACGCCGACCGAAUGGGCAUCGUCCUGUCAGAGCCAUUUGACAUACUGGAUGAGCCUGACAAGCUGCUCCUUGUUGUGGCGGCCAUUGGUGCUGCGGACUAUCAUACUAUGGGAGUCAGCCCGUUCCUUUACUUUCCUCUCGUGGAGAGGACGUUUGCGAGAUACGAUGGCGCACAGCUUGUGUUCCAGCCUGAUGUGGCGUACCAGGUAGACAACUCAGUGGACGAAGAGAAGAAGAUCAAGGACGAGCUCGUGUUUGACCUAGCCGUGAACAAGACGCAUCGCGUGUAUACUGAGUAUGGAGCAUUUGGGCGGGGAACAACAGUCGUACCAAUAAAGGCUGCAGGCAAGGCGAAGGAGAUGUGGGGUUCGGACGAUCUAGUUGUCAAGAUUGCCUGGCCAACAACAUCGCGCAAGUCUGAGGCAUCGUUUGUGGUUUCUGUCCGCUCUGCGCUACGUGCACAAGGUAAAUCUCAGUACCUGAAGCACAUUGUGGACAUGAAGUGCUUUGUGGAUCAGACAAUGGAGGAAUUGAUGCUUCCGCGAUGGCUGUUAAAUGUGACACCUUUGGAAGAGCGAAUCUGCAGGGCGAUGGUUCUUCAAUGGUAUGAGAAACUGCAGGCGAUAGAAAGCGUUGAUGAAUUCAAAGAUAUUUUUCUUGAUGUUGUACGAGCGCAUCAUUGGGUGUGGGUGACGUCGGCUAUCCUCCAUCGUGAUGUGAGCGUGAACAACAUCAUGUUCCGACGCAUUGGGGGCCGCGCAGUCGGUGUUUUGUGUGACUGGGACCUCGCCAUCACACACGAUCCUGAAGAAGAGCUGAAGGAUGAGACCGCGGACGAAGAGCCCCCCGAGUUUCACAACCUCUACAGACUCACCCCCAAAGUCGCAGUACCUCAAUCUCCCGAUCCCGUCGCCGUGGACCCUGCCCAUAAUCGGGAAGGAGAGAACGAACAAGCUGGAUACCAGGACACACCCCGCACGCAGCCCAGGCACCGCACAGGUACAGGGCCUUUCAUGGCAGUCGAUCUGCUGACGCCAGGACGGGUCCCAUAUCACCGGUAUCGCCACGACUUGGAAUCGUUCUUUUUCGUCCUUGCGUAUGUGUGCAUAACUUUCCAGCCCGAAGAGCACACAUUUGGACCGCUCUCGGAAUGGGAGGACUCAAAUAUCUUCACGAUCGGCUAUAACAAGCGGGCAUUCCUCAUCAACGUGCCAACUCACAUGCGACUGAUUGAUCGUGUGCACCCAGACUUUCAGCCUCUAUUGAGGGACUGGUUAAAGCCGCUUUGGGGCCACUUCGCCGACGUUGCCUCGUACUGGUCUAUCACAGGGAACAAGCUCAGGAAGCUUCGAGAGGCGAUUGAUACGCAGGACAAAUCGCUCCAGCAGGAGCUCAACGACGACCUCAGACGAUUCCGUAUGGAGAAGAAUAGGGCGAUCACUUACAAAAAGUUCAUGAGGUGCAUCGGUGCCGCAGAGGAUAUUGCAGACUAG
Messenger RNA from Fibroporia radiculosa, 2649 nucleotides. RefSeq lists its product as uncharacterized. The transcript has 3 exons. The record is from RefSeq and is a predicted model, not a curated record. NCBI's taxonomy places the organism in Eukaryota, Fungi, Basidiomycota, Agaricomycetes, Polyporales, Fibroporiaceae. The coding region runs from base 1 to 2649 and encodes 882 amino acids.